Molecule: messenger RNA, 1819 nt
Organism: Fukomys damarensis (Damara mole-rat)
Lineage: Eukaryota; Metazoa; Chordata; Mammalia; Rodentia; Bathyergidae
Gene: Fgl1
Product: fibrinogen like 1
Exons: 10
Coding region: 462-1409 (315 amino acids)
Biological process (GO): negative regulation of T cell activation; regulation of immune response
Source: RefSeq, a predicted model, not a curated record
CCUGUGCGAAAGUGGAUUGACCUCUGCGUCCACUGGAAAAAGAGUGGGGGCGCGUUCUGUUUUUCCGUGGGGGUGUCAGCUCUGAAUCUUCCCGGAAGGAGGAGAAAAGGCCGAAAUCUAUUCUCUAGUCCCUUCUCACCCACUGGCGGGUGACUAAGGGAAGGAAACAGAAGGACCCUUUAUAAGGUUAGCAUUACUGAAGUUAAAGUACUGAAAUUCUCUGGAUGAGCUCAAUGAUAGAAAUAAUAAUGAAGAUUAUUAGUUUUCCCUUCCAGUUAAACACAUUUCUUCACUUUGUUCCUGGAGUAAAGCCAGAACCAACAUUGUCUCUAUUUCUAAUCAAAUAAUGGAGAGAAAAAAACAACCAACACAAAUUCUGAAUGCAGUUAGAGGACCCUUGAGGCAGUGUCUGAUGAAGCUUGAGUUGUGCCUCUGACUCAUUUCUGACUUUGGUUCUUUCAAUGAAGAAAAUGGCGAAGACACUGGGUUUCAUCCUUGUUGCCACUGUUCUGAUAACAGUCAGGGGAAGCUGGGCUCUGGAGAGCUGUUCCCAGGAGCAGGUGCGGCUCAGAGCACAGGUGCACCUCCUCGAGACCCGGGUCAAACAGCAACAGGUCAGGAUUGCACAGCUUUUGCAUGAGAAGGAGAUUCAGUUGCUUGAUAAAGGAGAGGAGAAUAGUAGAAUUGACCUUGGAAGCAAGAGGCAGUAUGCAGAUUGUUCAGAGAUUUUCAAUGAUGGCUAUCAGCGCAGUGGAUUUUACAAAAUCAAGCCUCUGGAGAGCCCAGCAGAAUUCUCUGUGUAUUGUGACAUGUCUGAUGGAGGAGGCUGGACUGUAAUUCAGAGACGAACGGAUGGCAGUGAAAACUUUAACAGAGGCUGGAAUGACUACGAAAAUGGCUUUGGAAAUUUUGUUCAAAAAAAUGGUGAAUAUUGGCUGGGUAAUAAAAAUCUUCACCUACUGACUAUACAAGGAGACUACACUUUAAAAAUAGACCUUGAAGAUUUUGAAAAGAAUAGCCGUUACGCACAAUAUAAAAGUUUUAAAGUUGGAGAUGAAAAGAAUUCCUACGUUUUGAAUAUUGGAGAAUAUUCUGGAACGGCUGGAGACUCCCUUGCAGGGAAUUUUAACCCAGAGAUGCAGUGGUGGGCCAGUCACCAAAGGAUGAAGUUUAGCACAUGGGACAGAGACAAUGACAACUACCAAGGGAACUGUGCAGAGGAAGAUCAGGCUGGCUGGUGGUUUAACAGGUGUCACUCUGCAAACCUAAAUGGUGUCUACUACAGGGGCCCCUACACUGCUGAAACUGACGAUGGGCUUGUCUGGUACACCUGGCAUGGCUGGUGGUAUUCUCUGAAAUUUGUGGUUAUGAAAAUUAGGCCAAAUGAUUUUAUUCCAAAUAUUGUUUAAUUGUCCCCUGUUGGGCUUUUAUUUUUGCAAUUCAUCUUAUUUAAAAUAAUUUGCAAAAUAGCAGUUCUGAACAUACACAUAAUGAUGCCAAUUAUUAUGUGUGCUUCUUUUCUCUUUUUUAACUUGCUUUUAGUACUUAGUGCACUUUUUGUACAACAAAUAUGCAUUAUUUUCCAAAUAAAUGUAGAUUAUAUUAAUAUUUAUUGAAUUCCUAUGUGCAAAGGGCUAUGAUAAAUUUUAUGUUGUACAAAAAAAUUAAAUAAAAGCAUAGGCUAUAUACCAUGAUUUAGGAGACAACACAAGCAUAGAUGCAUAACAAUUUAGUUUUAAUGCAAAUGACAAGAAAAUGACACAAUUUAGCACAUAAUAGAUUGCCAAAUCAACUGCAUAGACAAUAAACAUGAGCUGGG